AUGAACUUAUUCUACCCUACUUCGACUAUCAAGCAGAACUAAUAUGAAUCGUCAACACUCGAUACAGAUACAAGUGAUAAUGAGAAUAACAAUUUUGAAAUAGAUGUCAAACCCCAAAAAAAGCACUUCGAAACAAUACAAGAAAAAUAAUAAUAUAUAGAAGAGUACACGAAAAAGAAAAAAACUGAACUCUGCAAGAAUUUUGUGAUGACAGGUAGAUGUAAAUAUGGGGAUAAAUGCUCUUUCGCCCAUGGAUAAACUGAAUUACAGCCUAAAACCCACUUACAUUCCAAAUAUAAAACCAAACCGUGCAAGAGAUUCUUCUAAUAGGGGUAUUGUCCUUAUGGGAUAAGAUGUCAAUAUAUUCAUGACGAAUUGAUAAAUUAAAAUGAAUUUGAUGGAUUCUUGUAAAGCUCAUAUAAAGAACUUGGCAUGAAAGCUCCAAUUUCUUCAAAAUUAUUAAAAAGUGAUGUAAGAAACGACAUUUAAAGAUUUAUCCUAACCAUGAAUAAGAAACACAUAGACCAAGAAUUAUUUAUAUAUCCUAAAUCUAGAUUGUCUUUUUUUAAACAAAUCACAAAUCCCUGUUAUAAUAUUUUGUCAGAUGAUUCUCAAAAAAGUAAUGCUUGA
Paramecium tetraurelia is the source of this 630-nucleotide messenger RNA. RefSeq lists its product as uncharacterized. NCBI's taxonomy places the organism in Eukaryota, Ciliophora, Oligohymenophorea, Peniculida, Parameciidae. The transcript has 4 exons. The record is from RefSeq and is a predicted model, not a curated record. Gene Ontology annotation, molecular function: mRNA binding; metal ion binding.